AUGGCAUCACCCAAGAAACCGCCGGCAGAAACCGAGCGCGUACCGUCUGCGACCCUACAUCAACCAGCUUCGCCACGCUUCCCUUCCGGGACACCCAUCUCUGGGGCCAAUCGCAAAAUCGCGAUCGCCGUCGAUCUUAGUGACGAAAGUGCCUUCGCCGUCAAGUGGGCCGUUCAGAAUUAUCUCCGCCCUGGAGACUCUGUUUUUCUCCUUCACGUUCGAGCCACAUCCGUCCUGUAUGGUGCCGAUUGGGGUGCCAUUGAUCUUUCUGUCGACAUCACCACAGCUAUGGAUGAAAAGUCCCAGCAGAAACUGGAGGAUGAAUUUGAUAAUUUUACUACCUCUAAGGUGAAUGAUUUGGUGCAGCCUCUGGUGGAGGCCAAUAUUCCGUUCAAGAUUCACAUAGUGAAGGACCACGACAUGAAGGAAAGGCUUUGCCUGGAGGUGGAGAGGUUGGGAUUGUGUGCAGUGAUCAUGGGGAGCCGGGGUUUUGGGGCUACCAGGAGGCACACCAAAGGGAGGCUUGGGAGUGUCAGUGAUUACUGUGUGCAUCAUUGCGUAUGCCCUGUGGUCGUGGUGAGGUGUCCGGACGAGAAAGAUGGAGGCUCUGCUGAUGCUGGUAGUGACAGUGAGGGUUCAACUAAGGCAAGAAAGGAUGUUGAGGGGCUUCAUCCAGUGCCAGAGGAGGAGCCUUUGUAUCAUGAUGCUUUGGACAAGACUACAGAUGUUGAUAAGGCUUCUUGA
Molecule: messenger RNA, 744 nt
Organism: Fraxinus pennsylvanica
Lineage: Eukaryota; Viridiplantae; Streptophyta; Magnoliopsida; Lamiales; Oleaceae
Source: the annotation of a GenBank genome assembly